This is a messenger RNA of Phacochoerus africanus (Common warthog), 7974 nucleotides long. RefSeq names its product tenascin C (gene TNC). NCBI's taxonomy places the organism in Eukaryota, Metazoa, Chordata, Mammalia, Artiodactyla, Suidae. Gene Ontology annotation, molecular function: protein binding. Bases 485 to 7366 code for a protein of 2293 amino acids. The transcript has 30 exons. The record is from RefSeq and is a predicted model, not a curated record.
GCGCUUGCUAUAUAAGCCAGCCAAAGCUGGCUGCACCGGCCACAGCCUGCCUACUGUCACACGCUCUCCCGCGCAGGCACACAUCCCGCCGUCCUCCGCACAAAGGCAGCGAGGCUCAGGGUGACCGGGGCAGUGUCUGCUCACACCCCGGUACUUGUUCCAUGGAGCUGCUUCGCUCAAGGAUCUAGUCUUUCUCAACUCCGGAAAGUUUUCUGAUGAUUAUCGUUGAAGGGCGUCUUACAAUCAUAAGAAGAACCACAAGGGCUAGUCCCAUCACACUCUGUUACUGACAGGCUGAGACCUGCAAACAGCAACCCCUUUCCCCUACUGCCUGGCUGCUCUUGCAGAAGAGGAUUUCUUCAAGAAGACCGGGAACAACUGGUUUGGAUUCUACUCCCCAUUUCCAAAUCCCCAAUUCUGCCUAAGAGUGAGACACCCUAGGACGCAGACCCCCUGAGAACAUUCAGCCAAACCCUCCUCCACCAUGGGGGUCGUGACUCGGCUGCUGGUGGGCACCUUCCUGGCUUCGCUCGCCCUCCCUGCCCAAGGCGGCGUCCUCAAGAAGGUCAUCCGACACAAGCGACAGACGGGGGUAAAUGUCACCCUCCCAGAGGAAAGCCAGCCGGUGGUGUUUAAUCAUGUCUACAACAUCAAGCUGCCCGUGGGGUCCCAGUGCUCAGUGGAUCUGGAAUCAGCCAGCGGGGAGAAAGACUUGGCCGCGCCGUCAGAGCCCAGCGAAAGCGUCCAGGAGCACACAGUGGAUGGGGAAAACCAGAUCGUCUUCACGCAUCGCAUCAACAUCCCCCGCCGGGCCUGUGGUUGUGCCGCCGCACCGGAUGUCAAGGAGCUUCUGAGCAGACUGGAGGAGCUGGAGAACCUGGUGUCUUCCCUGCGGGAGCAGUGCACCUCGGGUGCAGGCUGCUGCCUCCAGCCUGCCGAAGGCCGCCUGGACACCAGGCCCUUCUGCAGUGGCCGGGGCAACUUCAGCACUGAAGGAUGUGGCUGUGUGUGUGAACCUGGCUGGAAAGGCCCCAACUGCUCUGAGCCAGAAUGUCCAAGCAACUGUCACCUUCGAGGCCAGUGCGUGGACGGGCAGUGUGUGUGCAAUGAGGGCUUCACUGGGGAAGAUUGCAGCCAGCUGGCCUGUCCCAGCGACUGCAAUGACCAGGGCAAGUGCGUGAACGGCGUCUGUGUCUGCUUCGAAGGCUACUCAGGAGUGGACUGCAGCCGAGAGAGCUGCCCGGUGCCCUGCAGCGAGGAGCACGGCCGGUGCGUGGACGGCCGGUGCGUGUGCCAGGAAGGCUUUGCCGGCGAGGACUGCAAUGAGCCCCUGUGUCUCCACAACUGCCACGGCCGUGGACGCUGCGUGGAGAAUGAGUGCGUGUGCGACGAAGGCUUCACGGGCGAGGACUGCGGCGAGCUCAUCUGCCCCAAAGACUGCUUCGACCGUGGCCGCUGCAUCAACGGCACCUGCUACUGCGACAAGGGCUUCGAGGGCGAGGACUGCGGCCGGCUCGCCUGCCCCCACGGCUGCCGUGGCCAUGGCCGCUGCGAGGAGGGCCAGUGCGUGUGUGAUGAGGGCUUCGCCGGGGCGGACUGCAGCGAGAGGCGCUGUCCCUCUGACUGUCACAACCGCGGCCGCUGCCUAGACGGGCGCUGCGAGUGCGACGACGGCUUCGAGGGUGAGGACUGCGGUGAGCUCCGCUGUCCCGGAGGCUGCAGCGGCCACGGGCGCUGCGUCAAUGGGCAGUGCGUGUGCGACGAGGGCCGCACCGGGGAAGACUGCAGCCAGCUGCGCUGCCCCAACGACUGUCACGGCCGCGGCCGCUGCGUGCAGGGACGGUGCGAGUGCGAGCACGGCUUCCAGGGCUACGACUGCAGCGAAAUGAGCUGCCCCCAUGACUGUCACCAGCACGGGCGCUGCGUGAACGGCAUGUGCGUCUGUGAUGACGGCUACACGGGGGAGGACUGCCGCGAGCUGCGCUGCCCUGGGGACUGCAGCCAGCGGGGCCGCUGCGUGGAUGGGCGGUGCGUGUGUGAGCACGGCUUCGCCGGCCCCGACUGCGCAGAUCUCGCCUGCCCCAGCGACUGCCACGGCCGGGGCCGCUGUGUGAACGGUCAGUGCGUGUGCCACGAGGGCUUCACGGGCAAAGACUGCGGGCAGCGAAGGUGUCCUGGCGACUGCCACGGCCAGGGCCGCUGCGUGGACGGCCAGUGCGUGUGCCACGAGGGCUUCACAGGGCUGGACUGUGGGCAGCGCUCCUGCCCCAACGACUGCAGCAACUGGGGGCAGUGUGUCUCCGGCCGCUGCAUCUGCAACGAGGGCUACAGCGGAGAAGACUGCUCCCAGGUGUCCCCUCCCAAAGACCUCAUCGUGACAGAGGUGACGGAAGAAACCGUAAACCUGGCCUGGGACAAUGAGAUGCGGGUCACAGAGUACCUCAUUGUGUACACGCCCACCCAUGAGGAUGGCCUGGAAAUGCAGUUCAGAGUCCCUGGAGACCAGACGUCCACCACCAUCCGGGAGUUAGAGCCUGGUGUGGAGUACUUCAUCCGUGUGUUUGCAAUACUGGAGAACAAGAAGAGCAUUCCUGUCAGCGCCAGAGUGGCCACUUACCUGCCUACACCUGAAGGUUUAAAAUUCAAGUCCAUCAAAGAGACAUCUGUGGAAGUGGAGUGGGAUCCUCUGGACAUUGCUUUCGAAACGUGGGAGAUCAUCUUCCGGAAUAUGAAUAAAGAAGAUGAGGGAGAAAUCACCAAAAGCCUUCGGAGGCCAGAGACCACAUACCGGCAAACUGGCCUCGCUCCUGGGCAAGAGUAUGAGAUAUCUCUGCACAUCGUGAAAAACAACACCCGGGGCCCCGGCCUGAAGAGGGUGACCACCACUCGUUUGGAUGCCCCCAGCCAGAUCGAAGUGAAAGAUGUCACGGACACCACCGCUCUGAUCACCUGGUUCAAGCCCCUGGCCGAGAUCGACGGCAUCGAGCUCACGUAUGGGAUCAAAGACGUGCCGGGCGACCGCACCACCAUCGACCUCACACAUGAGGAGAACCAGUACUCCAUCGGGAACCUGAAGCCGGACACGGAGUAUGAGGUGUCGCUCAUCUCCCGUAGGGCCGACAUGUCCAGCAACCCUGCCAAAGAGACCUUCACAACAGGUCUGGAUGCCCCCAGGAAUCUCCGCCGCAUCUCCCAGACAGACAACAGCAUCACCCUGGAGUGGAGGAACGGCAAGGCAGCCGCCGACACUUAUAGAAUUAAGUACGCGCCCAUCUCUGGAGGUGACCACGCCGAGGUUGAAGUCCCCAGGAGCCCACAAACCACAACCAAGGCCACACUCACAGGUCUGAGGCCAGGAACUGAAUAUGGGAUUGGAGUGUCUGCUGUGAAGGGGGACAAGGAGAGUGACCCAGCCACCAUCAACGCGGCCACAGACUUGGACCCGCCCAAGGACCUUCGGGUUUCUGACCUUAAGGAGAGCAGCCUGACCCUGCUCUGGAGGACGCCGUUGGCCAAGUUUGACCGUUACCGCCUCAACUACGGUCUGCCCUCGGGCCAGCCAGUGGAGGUGCAGCUGCCCAGAAACGCUACCUCCUACAUCCUGAGAGGUCUGGAGCCCGGGCAGGAAUACACCAUCCUCCUCACAGCAGAGAAGGGCAGGCACAAGAGCAAGCCCGCACGGGUCAAGGCAUCCACAGACCGCAUCCCUGAACUGGAAAACCUCACCGUCACUGAGGCUGGCUGGGAUGGCCUCAAACUCAACUGGACCACAGCUGACCAGGCCUAUGAGCACUUUGUCAUUCAGGUGCAGGAGGCCAACGGGGUGGAAGCAGCUCAGAACCUCACGGUGCCCGGUGGCCUGCGGGCUGUGGAUGUUCCGGGCCUCAAGGCCGCCACCCCCUAUAGAGUCACCAUCUAUGGGGUGAUCCAGGGCUAUAGGACACCAGUGCUCUCUGCUGAGGCCUCCACAGGAGAAACUCCCCACUUGGGAGAGGUCACGGUGUCCCAGGUGGGCUGGGAUGCCCUCCAACUCAACUGGACAGCUCCGGAAGGAGCCUAUGAGCAGUUUCUCAUUCAGGUGCAGGAGACGGACACGGCGGAGGCAGCCGAGAACCUCACUGUCCCAGGAGGACUGAGGUCCGUGGACCUGCCUGGGCUCAAAGCAGGCACUCACUAUAGCAUCACCAUCCGUGGGCUCACGCGGGACUUCAGCACAGUCCCUCUCUCUGUUGAAGUCCUGACAGAGGAGGUUCCAGAUCUGGGGAACCUCACGGUGACGGAGGUUAGCUGGGAUGCCCUCAGACUGGACUGGACCAGCCCAGAAGGGAUCUAUGAGCAGUAUGUCAUUGAGGUCCAGGAGGCUGACCAGGCCAAAGAAGCUCACAGCCUCACGGUUCCUGGCAGCCAGCGCUCCAUGGAAAUCCCAGGCCUCCGGGCUGGUACUCCUUACACAAUCACCCUGCAUGGCGAGGUCAGGGGCCACAGAAGUCCACCCCAGGCCGUGGAGGUCACCACAGCGGAGCUCCCCCAGCUGGGAGACUUAGUCGUAACUGAGGCUGGCUGGGAUGGCCUCAAACUCAACUGGACCGCGGCUGACCAGGCCUAUGAGCACUUUGUCAUUCAGGUGCAGGAGGCCAACAGGGUGGAAGCAGUUCAGAACCUCACGGUGCCCGGUGGCCUGCGGGCUGUGGAUGUUUCGGGCCUCAAGGCCGCCACCCCCUAUAGAGUCACCAUCUAUGGGGUGAUCCGGAGCUAUAGGACACCAGGGCUCUCUGCUGAGGCCUCCACAGCUGGAGAACCGGAAAUUGGAAACCUCAGUGUUUCCGACGUCACUCCUGAGAGCUUCAGUCUCUCCUGGACAGCUACCGAGGGGGCCUUCGAGACCUUUACCAUUGAAAUUAUUGAUUCCAAUAGGUUCCUGGAGACGAUGGAAUAUAAUAUCUCUGGUGCUGAACGAACUGCCCAUGUUUCAGGGCUCCGCCCCGGUAAUGAUUUCAUUGUCUACCUCUCUGGCCUCGCUCCCGGCAUCCAGAGCAAAACCAUCAGUGCCACAGCCACCACAGAGCCAGAGCCACAGCUGGGCACGCUAAUCCUUAGCAAUAUAACUCCUGACAGCUUCAACGUGUCAUGGACCACUCAGGCUGGGCCCUUUGCAAAGAUCGUUAUCAAUGUUAGCGACUCUCACUCGCUGCAUGAGCCCCAGCAGUUCACGGUCUCAGGAGACGCGCAGCACGCUCACGUCACGGGCCUGCUGGAGAACACGGGCUAUGACGUUAGUGUGGCAGGGACCACCUGGGCUGGGGACCCCACCAGAGCCCUCACUGCCUUUGUCGUGACAGAGGCCCUGCCCCUUCUGGAAAACCUAACCAUUUCCGACAUUAAUCCCUACGGGUUCACAGUUUCCUGGAUGGCAUCAGAGAAUGCCUUUGACAGCUUCCUAGUAACGGUGGUGGAUGCUGGGAAGCUGCUGGACCCCCAGGAAUUCACACUUUCAGGAACCCAGAGGAAGCUGGAGCUUAGAGGCCUCAUAACCGGCAUCGGCUAUGAGGUUAUGGUCUCUGGCUUCACCCAGGGGCACCAAACCAAGCCCUUGAGGGCUGAGAUUGUUACAGAAGCCGAGCCGGAAGUUGACAACCUUCUGGUUUCAGAUGCCACCCCAGAUGGUUUCCGUCUGUCCUGGACAGCUGAUGAAGGGGUUUUCGACAGUUUUGUUCUCAAAAUCAGAGAUACCAAAAAGCAGUCUGAGCCACUGGAAAUAACCCUACUUGCCCCCGAACGUACCAGGGAUAUAACAGGUCUCAGAGAAGCCACUGAAUACGAAAUUGAACUCUAUGGAAUAAGCAGUGGAAAGCGGUCCCAGCCAGUCAGUGCUAUAGCGACAACAGCCAUGGGCUCCCCAAAGGAAAUCACUUUCUCAGACAUCACUGAAAACUCAGCCACUGUCAGCUGGAUGGUACCCACUGCCCAGGUCGAGAGCUUCCGGAUCACCUAUGUGCCCAUUACAGGAGGUGCCCCCUCAGUGGUAACUGUGGACGGGACUAAGACUCAGACCAGGCUGCUGAAACUCUUACCUGGAGUGGAGUACCUGGUCAGUGUCAUUGCCGUGAAGGGCUUUGAGGAAAGCGAGCCUGUCUCCGGGACGCUCACCACGGCUCUGGAUGGCCCAUCUGGCCUGGUGACAGCCAACAUCACCGACUCGGAAGCCUUGGCCAUGUGGCAGCCGGCCAUCGCCCCCGUGGAUCAUUAUGUCAUCUCCUACACAGGGGACAGAGUGCCAGAAAUUACCCGCACGGUGUCUGGGAACACGGUGGAGUACGCGCUGACCAACCUCGAGCCUGCCACUGAAUACACGCUGAGGAUCUUUGCAGAGAAAGGGCCCCAGAAGAGCUCAACCAUCACCACCAAGUUCACGACAGAUCUCGAUCCUCCAAGAGACCUGACUGCUACAGAGGUUCAGUCGGAAACAGCCCUUCUCACCUGGAGACCUCCCCGGGCAUCCGUCACCGGUUAUCUACUGGUGUAUGAAUCUGUGGACAGUACACUCAAGGAAGUCGUUGUGGGUCCAGAGACCACCUCUUACAGCCUGUCAGGGCUGAGCCCAUCCACCCACUACACGGCCAGGAUCCAGGCACUGAAUGGGCCCCUGAGGAGCAAGAUGUCCCAGACCGUCUUCACCACAAUCGGACUCCUGUACCCAUUCCCCAGGGACUGCUCCCAAGCAAUGCUGAAUGGUGACACGACCUCUGGCCUCUACACCAUUUACGUGAACAACGACAAAGCCCAGAAGCUGGAAGUCUUCUGUGACAUGACCUCUGACGGCGGUGGAUGGAUCGUGUUCCUGAGACGCAAAAACGGACGCGAGGAUUUCUACCGAAACUGGAAGGCCUACGCUGCUGGAUUUGGGGACCUAAAAGAAGAAUUCUGGCUUGGACUGGACGCGCUGAGCAGAAUCACAGCCCAAGGGCAGUACGAGCUCCGGGUGGACCUGCGGGACCACGGGGAGACAGCCUAUGCUGUCUAUGACAGAUUCAGCGUGGGAGACGCCCGGACUCGCUACAAGCUGAAGGUGGAGGGGUACAGCGGGACAGCAGGUGACUCCAUGGCCUACCACAACGGCAGAUCCUUCUCCACCUUCGACAAGGACACGGACUCAGCCAUCACCAACUGCGCCCUGUCCUACAAGGGGGCUUUCUGGUACAAGAACUGCCAUCGUGUCAACCUGAUGGGGAGAUAUGGGGACAACAGCCACAGUCAGGGUGUCAACUGGUUCCACUGGAAGGGCCACGAAUAUUCAAUCCAGUUUGCUGAGAUGAAGCUGAGACCCAGCAACUUCCGGAAUCUGGAAGGCAGGCGCAAACGCGCGUAAAUUCCAGGGACAACUGGGUGAGAGGAGUAAGGCUCAGAGAAAGAAAAUAAUUUUACCAAAGCUUUGAUGCAACCAGUCCGACCAUCCCGCCACACCUGGGCAUUUGGCAGAAGUUAAAGGUGACAUGGACCGCUGGGGCCGGCGGCAGCAGCACUGGCCUCGCCCACCCUGCAAGUACUUCCUUCAACACCAAAGACCACAGCGUCCAACAGGUUCCUAUUUUGUUGUUUGAUUCAGCAAAAAUCUCCCGGUGACAGCAUCACAAUGAUUUUCCUUCUCUUGGGUGGCUCUGGGAAUGGGAGUGGGGUAGGCUGUACAGUGUAGUUUGUUUAGAACCAGCCGUAUUUUACACAAAGCUGUAUAAUUAAUUAUCGGUAUUUUUGUUAGCAGUGAUUUCGUGUGUGUCCCGAAGCCGUCCCUUUUUUUUACAUUUCAGAAAAGCAAUACUGUUUCGAUUUUUAAGGAUGUGAUUAAUAUUAUUAAUAUAAUAAUAAUGAUGAUGAUGUAAACUAAGGAUUUUUAAAGACGUCCUCCUUUCCAAAACACAUCUGGACAGUACCUGAUUGUAUUUUUUUUUUUUAAUAAAAGCACAAGUACUUUUAAAUUGG